Nipponia nippon (crested ibis) is the source of this 2853-nucleotide messenger RNA. The record is from RefSeq and is a predicted model, not a curated record. NCBI's taxonomy places the organism in Eukaryota, Metazoa, Chordata, Aves, Pelecaniformes, Threskiornithidae.
AUGCUCAUAAAAUUUCUCUUCCAGGUGAAACAGGCAACCAACCAAAUUGUGAUGAACUGUGCUGACAUUGACAUUAUUACAGCUUCCUAUGCGCCAGAAGGAGACGAAGAGGUACAUGCCACAGGGUUCAACUAUCAAAAUGAGGAUGAAAAGGUUACUCUCUCCUUUCCCAGUACUCUUCAGAAAGGGACAGGGACGCUAAAGAUAGACUUCGUAGGGGAGCUGAAUGAUAAAAUGAAAGGUUUUUACCGAAGUAAAUAUACCACCCCUACUGGAGACACACGCUAUGCUGCUGUCACUCAGUUUGAGGCUACUGAUGCUCGCAGAGCUUUCCCUUGCUGGGAUGAGCCUGCUAUUAAGGCAACAUUUGAUAUUUCUUUGGUGGUUCCUAAAGACAGAGUAGCUUUGUCAAAUAUGAAUGUCAUUGACCGGAAACCAUACCCAGACGAUGAAAAUCUGGUGGAAGUGAAGUUUGCUCGCACCCCUGUAAUGUCGACGUAUCUUGUAGCGUUUGUGGUGGGAGAAUAUGACUUCGUAGAGGCCAGGUCCCUUGAUGGUGUCUUAGUGCGUGUUUACACUCCUGUGGGCAAAGCGGAACAAGGAAAGUUUGCAUUAGAGGUUGCUGCUAAAACUCUGCCUUUUUAUAAGGACUACUUCAAUGUUCCUUACCCUCUUCCUAAAAUUGAUCUCAUAGCUAUUGCAGACUUUGCUGCUGGUGCCAUGGAGAACUGGGGCCUUGUUACUUAUAGGGAGACUGCAUUGCUCAUUGACCCCAAAAAUUCCUGUUCUUCAUCUCGCCAGUGGGUUGCUCUGGUUGUAGGACAUGAACUUGCUCAUCAGUGGUUUGGAAACCUUGUGACCAUGGAAUGGUGGACCCAUCUCUGGCUGAAUGAAGGAUUUGCCUCCUGGAUUGAGUACCUAUGUGUAGAUCACUGUUUCCCAGAGUACGAUAUCUGGACUCAGUUUGUUUCUGCUGAUUACACACGAGCUCAAGAGCUUGAUGCUUUAGACAACAGUCAUCCUAUUGAAGUUAGCGUUGGCCAUCCAUCUGAAGUAGAUGAAAUAUUUGAUGCUAUUUCUUACAGCAAGGGAGCAUCUGUAAUCCGAAUGCUACAUGACUACAUUGGUGAUGAGGACUUUCGGAAAGGAAUGAAUUUAUAUUUAACGAAGUUCCAGCAGAAGAAUGCUGCUACAGAGGACCUCUGGGAAAGCCUGGAAAAAGCUAGUGGUAAACCUAUUGCUGCUGUGAUGAACACAUGGACCAAACAAAUGGGAUUUCCACUCAUUUAUGUGGAAGCUGAACAGCAAGAAGAUGACAAAGUGUUGAAGUUAGUCCAGAAGAAAUUCUGUGCCAGUGGACCAUAUACUGGGGAGGAUUUCCCCAUGUGGAUGGUCCCCAUAAGUAUUUGUACAAGUGAUGACCCCACCUGUGCCAAAAUGCAAAUAUUGAUGGACAAACCAGAGCUCACCUUGGUUUUGAAAGACAUCAGACCAGACCAGUGGGUGAAGUUAAACCUUGGAACAGUAGGGUUUUACCGUACUCAGUAUAGCCCUGACAUGCUGGAGAGUUUAAUACCAGCCAUCAAAGACCUCUCCCUACCCCCCGUGGACAGGCUUGGCCUGCAGAAUGAUCUUUUCUCUCUGGCCCGAGCUGGAAUCAUUAGCACUGUAGAGGUUCUAAAAGUCAUGGAAGCUUUUGUGAAUGAGCCCAAUUAUACUGUGUGGAGCGACCUCAGCUGUAACCUGGGGAUCCUCUCAACUCUCUUGUCCCACACAGACUUCUAUGAGGAAAUCCAGGUGUUCGUGAAAGAUGUCUUUUCACCAAUAGGGGAGAGACUGGGAUGGGACCCCAAACCUGGAGAGGGUCAUCUAGACGCCCUUCUGAGAGGUCUGGUCUUGGGCAAACUAGGAAAAGCUGGGCACAAGGCAACGUUAGAAGAAGCCCGACGCCGAUUUAAGGACCAUGUGGAAGGAAAACAUGUGCUGUCAGCUGAUCUGAGGAGUCCUGUAUAUGUAACUAUUUUGAAGCAUGGAGAUAGUACUACUUUAGACACUAUGCUGAAGCUUCACAAGCAAGCGGACAUGCAGGAGGAGAAGAACCGAAUUGAACGAGUUCUUGGAGCCAUCUCUCAACCAGAAUUGAUUCAAAAAGUUCUCACCUUUGCACUUUCGGAAGAGGUACGUCCCCAGGACACGGUAUCUGUUAUUGGCGGAGUAGCUGGAGGCAGCAAGCAGGGGAGGAAAGCUGCUUGGAAAUUUGUAAGGGACAACUGGGAGGAACUUUAUAAUCGAUACCAAGGUGGAUUCUUAAUAUCCAGACUAAUAAAGCUAACAGUGGAUGGAUUUGCAAAUGAUAAAAUGGCUGCAGAAGUUAAGGCCUUCUUUGAGAGUCACCCAGCUCCAUCGGCAGAACGCACUGUCCAGCAGUGCUGUGAAAAUAUUCUGCUGAAUGCAGCUUGGCUGAAGCGGGACGCCGAGAACAUCCACCAAUAUUUUCUGCAGCGCAAGGCCCCACCAGCCAUGGUGUGAAUCUGUGCAUGCCACUGCUGCAGUCCUGCUGCCGCCUCAUGGGGAGAGGGAGGAGCUACCCAACAGCUGAUUCAUAUGCCAAGAAUUUGGAGUCUUUUUCUCAAACCAAUGGGGAUUGGACAAUGAAUGUAGUUAACUGGUUCCUGCUCACACUCCAGAUUUAAAUUCUAUUAAAAUUAUCAGCAAUUCAGCAAAAAAAAAAAAGAGAGAAAAAUCUGUAAAUAUGAUAGUAAUAAAAUAGAGCAUAACAAAACUGUGAAACUUCCUCAAGCCUUGUCAGUGGUUAAAAUAUUUAACACCCCCCUCCUGACACUCUUAUUGACA